GAAAGUUAAAUAGAUUUAACUCCUUUUCGUUCUGGGUACGUAAUUUUCUAACUGUUGCGUAAACUACGCCUGGCAGAUUACGCUGAGGGAAAACUAUCCCACACAUGACCCAAUCAGAAACGGUUACGAACUACAUAUUGUUUUGCUGUACUUCUAACCAAUAGGCACCACUUUUCAAUAAGCUUCUGACCAAUAAUACGCGGGAUUACUCAGAUGUCACCAAGAGGAAGUCUGAUGUGUACACAUUCGUGCCGACGGAGAUAAACACUCUUUCUCUGAAGGAUUCUUCAGAUUUUGUUGUGAAGCGCUAACUGAAAGAAGCGAAGUACUGUUUCGUUGUGGGAGACAGUACUUCCCACAACGAAAGUACAACAAAUCAAAACAGCUAGCGUAGGUUUCUUAAAGUUUCCGGUAACCGGGCAGGUGUUCAUUCUGGUCGGGGUUUCCCUCCUCUCAGCCACCCUUCGGCUCUAGAUGGGGGGCUGUUAGCACCGAAGGAUGGAGGAUUUAACUUCGGGUCACCAUGGCUGUUGUGACGGAGUGGUGCUACAUCAGCGGUCGCCGUGUCCUCGGAGGAUGGGGCCCGCUGCUGUGCGUGGUUUUCGGCUCUCUGGUGGCCCUCCUGCUUCCCCUGAUAGGGUUGCAAAACCAGUGCUGUGGCUCCAUGAGGGGCAUCAACCAGCUCCGCUGCCAGCUGUGGGGGAGCUCACAGUCUUCUCCAGCUGUGCAGUCCACCAGCCUGACUGUCCCCUUCACGGCCCUGGAUGUGCUGCCUCAGAGGACCAAACCCAGCAAAGAGACAGAGCUGGAGGCCAAAGCAGCGCUGCAGCAGGCUCUGGAGAUGAAGAAACUUGGGAAGAGGGAGAAGGCUCACAAGCUGCUGGUGCAUGCUCUUAGUAUGAACCCUGACUUUGUGGAUGCUCUGACAGAGCUGGGGACCAUACUGGAGGAGGAGAAGGAUGUGGUCCAGGCAGACCACCUCUACACCAAGGCCUUGGCCCUCUCGCCAUGUAAUGAGAGAGCUCUGGUCAGCAGAGACCGAACCCUUCCCCUGGUGGAGGAGAUCGACCAGCGCUACUUCAGCCUAAUCGACAGUAAAGUGCGCAGGCUGAUGUCUAUUCCCAAAGGCAACUCCGCGCUCCGUCGAGUAAUGGAGGAGACAUACUACCACCACAUUUAUCACACCGUGGCGAUAGAGGGCAACACCCUCACUCUGUCCGAGAUCCGACACAUCAUCGAGACGCGCUACGCCGUACCCGGAAAAAGCCUCCAGGAGCAGAACGAGGCCAUUGGCGUGGAUGCAGCCAUGAAAUACAUCAACACCACGCUGCUGUCCAGAUCAGGAGCCAUCACCGUCAGCAACAUCCUGGAGAUUCAUCGACGAGUGCUCGGCUACGUGGACCCCGUGGAGGGCGGUAGGUUGCGGACCAGCCAGGUGUUUGUGGGCCACCACAUCCCACCACACCCCAAAGACCUGCAGCGACACAUGGACGAGCUGGUCCAGUGGCUAAACUCUGAGGAAGCCCUGCAGCUCCACCCUGUGGAGUAUGCAGCUCUGGCUCACUACAAGCUGGUGUACAUACACCCAUUUGUAGAUGGGAACGGACGCACAUCCCGGCUACUCAUGAACCUCGUGCUCAUGCAGGCGAGAUAUCCGCCAAUUACUAUUCGCAAAGAGCAAAGGGCAGAAUAUUACGCCGCUUUGAACACAGCCAACGAGGGGGACGUGCGUCCCUUCAUUCGAUUCAUCGCCAAAUGUACGGAAAUGACGCUGGAUACUCUGCUGAUUUCCACAACAGAGUACGCUGUGGGACUCCCGGAAGCCGACCGGAACCAGGCCUGUCCCAGCUGCAAACAGACCAUUCCAGCCCACAACUAAACCGGAGAGAGGGAGCAUGUGGUGUUCCCAUGCAAGAGUAUAUUUUUAAUUUAAAAGUUUUUUCUGUCAGUAGUUUGACUUAAAUUAUUAUGUUCAUUGGCCAAACCAUUUUCUUGCAAGUGUUUUAUUUAGUGCAAACGGAAGUUUUGACUACUAACAUGAGGAAAUUAUUUAAUUUUUAAGCUGCAAUUUAAAAACAGUAUUUAAAUAUUUGCCUUGAGGAAAAGUUGUUUGCUAAUACUGUGAAGCACUUUCAUGUAUUUAUUAUAAAAUAAAAGUCAUCGUUUCUUUACCACGCGCAAACCCCUUUUGACAUCAAAUGAGAUUUUGGUUAGAAAAUGUCUAACAAAGAUGCACAAGAACAAUUAAAAUAUUGAAAUUA
Molecule: messenger RNA, 2261 nt
Organism: Gambusia affinis (western mosquitofish)
Lineage: Eukaryota; Metazoa; Chordata; Actinopteri; Cyprinodontiformes; Poeciliidae
Gene: ficd
Product: FIC domain protein adenylyltransferase
Exons: 2
Coding region: 524-1879 (451 amino acids)
Molecular function (GO): protein binding
Source: RefSeq, a predicted model, not a curated record